AUGGGGUUCCACGAUCUCCUCAAAACGAUCGCGUUGUUCAUCCUCGUCGCGGGGAUGAACAUGAUCGUGGAGUGUCCGUUGCUGGAGACCCCUCCGGAGGAAUGGACCUUCGUUGACUUCGAGGCGAUUGGCCUCUGGCUUUUCAACUGGGUCAUGUUCAUCGCCGUGGCGAUAUACUGCCUCAGCGGCCUAUGCUCCGGCAUAUACAGGCUGCUGCUUCCGUUAAUCAAGGCAGUUGGCGUCGUGGCUCGCACCGUGACAACUCUCGCGAGCGAAUGCUCGAAGAACGGUGCAAAGGGUGCAGUUUUUCUGGCCCUGAACAUGGCCCGCGUAGCUCUGCUACGUCCAUGGGCCAGUCGCUUCAUCACGAACUUGGUCCUUGGUGACGAGAUUGCAAUCGUCACCACCCUUGUCCUACCAGUUGCGCUGUACGUCGCAAAGGUCAAACUUGGUGGCCCGUUGUUCGCUUAUAUCUCCGGCUUCAUUGCUGGAAUCGUCACCCCGGUUGAUGUGGAUUUGGAGGGUUGCUCUUAUAGCGCCUCGUCCACCAACCAAUAUAAGCAGAACCGAAACCUUGUGACCUAUUGCAAAGGGUCAGACGAUGGCUUCGACGCGCUAACUUGGUGGAAGGAGCUCCAGGAAGAUGCGACCUCAACCUGGGACUUUUAUCUGCCCAUUUUUAUCUACUCGGUGGCCGCCAUGUUCUGCGUGUUUAUACUCGCAGUCCUCCUUACGAACCGAGAGACACGGGGCCAGAAAAGUACCCAGACCGAUUCCACUGGGGACCUGAAGGAAGACAGCACCGGCUUGUCAGAAAAGGUCACCCAGCAGCUUGCGCGAAUCCAGGAACUCGAGGGUUGCAGGGCCCUCUCUGAGUCUACUGUUGAAGGUCUCAAGGGACAGAUUCAGCUGGCGGACCGCAAGGUCCAACAACAGAUGAUCGAACUUGAAGGCCUGAAGUUGGCAAAGAGGGAACUGCAGGCGAAAUGCCAAACCCUCACCGAGAGGCUGUGCUUGGGGUCUCACGACUCUGAUCUUGACCAGAUGCACCAGCAACUAGGGCAAGAGAAAGGGUUGAGACUCCUUCUUACGUACGGCUACGUCGCGCUUCGACAACUUGCUGGCACCUUUGCCGAGUCGGGCCUUGGUGAGCACCUGCUCAAGUUCAUUCGUGGAAUUGAGCACCAGUGCGAAUCCUUGGCUACCGCAGGUGCCGAAUCGUUGGAAGAGGUGCAAAAGACACUCGGUAGCAGGUUACUGGCCCUGCUCAAAGAAGCGGCCGAGCAUGCGUCAGAGAUUCGUCUGACCAGAGGCAACAACACCGGGCGUUUUGCCAAUGAGAAUGCUGUGCUUUUGAAGCGCAAGCUUCGAAAGUGCAAACGCCAUAUGCGCUCUGUGAAGGCGAGUCUUGCGGCUCAAAUGGCCCAAGCAGGGAUGGUUCAAGGGACCAACUGGCUGAUCAGCCAAGAACGCAUGAACGAGGAGCUUGACGGCUACAAGCGAGACAUCCUCAAUAUGCGUCGGGAGCUCAACGAAAGAGAGCAGAAGUUCAUGUUCUAUGAACAACAGCUUGCAGAGUCCCGGGCCCUGACCGAGUCAAUUAACCAGGGCUUCGAAAAGGCGAUCGCCGAAAAGGAGGCUGUGCUUCAAAAGCUCCGCGAGGAGCAGGCGAAUUCCCUCCAGAGAGCGGAGGCUCUACAGGAGGAGAUAGCACAGAAGUCCAAAUUGCUGGAAAGCCAGAGCCAAGAACUCACUCGCCUUUCAGAGAGUGAGGUGGCCGCCAAAGGUCGAUCCUUGGAGUUCGAUAUCAAGUUAGGCACGGCCAACCAGCAAUUCAGCGACGAGGGUCAACGACGAGGACAAUUCCAGGAUCAACUGGACGCCGUCACUCGACAACUGUCCGCAAAGGACAGGGAGUUGACCCAAGUCCGGGCUAUCUCCAGUCUCUGCAUCAAGUGCAAGGGAAUCGAGGCGGAGAUGCGGGAGCUUGUCAAGAAACACGCCGCGGAACGAAAGGAAGCUGGUAGUGCGCGGGCUAAUGCCGUUGCAGACCUCCAUGUCCAAAUCAUCCAGCAGGAGGACACAAUCAGCGACCUUCGCGGCAAGCUCCAGCAUGCCGAACAAGAGCUCGGUUCUUCGAUCGACAUCGUCGCAACCCAAAGAAUCGAAGAACUCGAGCUCCAAGUCGAGAAUUUCAAGGUCCAAGAGCAGCAGCAAUCUGGUACGGAGAUGGCGCUGCGCAAGGAAAUCCAGGACCUCAAAGAUCGACUUGAAAAAGUCGGCAGGGAACAAAGCAGCAGGAGGGCUGUUGGCUCGGUCUUCGCGGACCCAAAUAAGGCACGAGCCAACAAACUGCAAAAGGACGUCCUGAACCUCCGGCAAGAGGCCAAGGUGAUGGACAUCAUGAGAGACCGGCUCGCAGAGGAGAUCAGAGUCCUCAAGUCGAAAUACGAGCCCGACAACCUCAACUGUGAACCGGAGACCCCGCUGACGGUCACCGAGUUACAGCAAGUCCUCCAAGCGGAGAAGGAGUCCCAGGACCAACUCGACGCAUGA
Molecule: messenger RNA, 2556 nt
Organism: Uncinocarpus reesii 1704
Lineage: Eukaryota; Fungi; Ascomycota; Eurotiomycetes; Onygenales; Onygenaceae
Exons: 3
Coding region: 1-2556 (851 amino acids)
Source: RefSeq, a predicted model, not a curated record